AUGAUAUCCGCAACCAAGGCCGGUCCCUCUGCGGCAGCGAGGACCGCUCUCAUGCGAAACCAGCUCCUUUCGCCCAGAAGUGCAAAUGGCGGCGCUAUUGCAUACCGGGGCCUGUUGACCAAGGCUCAACUAUACUCUACAGCCGCUCCUCGGCUCUUUGCUGAUUCCCGACAAAAGAGUGCCAGCUCUGCCACCUUCCUCCAACCUCCCGCCUCUCAGCUAACGUCGUUAUGGGCUACUCUGCCUGCAAGACGCCCAUUCCACGCAGCUGCAACUCGCUGGGAGCAGAAGAAAGAAGCGGAAUCGGGAUCGCAAAGUAAGGAGAGCAAGGAAGGCAAGGAGGGCAAGUCUGAGGACGGCAAGUCUGAGGACAGCAAGCAGGACGAAGCUCCGCCUCCUCCGCCUCACGGAGACAAGACGCCGUGGCAAGUAUUCACGGAUACUCUGCGUUCUGAAUUCAAGAAGUCCAAGGAAUGGAACGAGUCUACCAAGGCUCUGGCCUCUUCUGCUCAUCAGUUUACUGAGAGCGAGUCGGUUAAGAGGGCUCGUGCAGCUUAUGAGGCAGCAUCCGGAGCCGCUACCUCCAAGACAGCUUCCGCAUUGAAGACCACCGGAAAGGCUCUGGGACAAGGUGCCGCGUGGACUUGGGAUACCACUCUCGUCAAGGGAAUCCGGAAGGGAGUCGCUGUUACCGGAAAGGGACUUGACAAGGCCACGCGGCCUGUGAGAGAAACAAAGGCUUACAAGACGGCUGUCGGUGGAGUGAAAGAAGCCAUCGACGACGGUAGCAGUUCUCGCUAUGGUGGAUGGAUUGAGAAGGAGGAGCGCCGCAGACAAAGACAGCUCCGCGAAGAGGCAGAGGCCAAGUCGGGACGCCGGAAAGUCGAAAAGAUGGAGGAAGAUCCAAACGCUGGUACGAGUCUCACGGUUCACAAAGAUGCCGCCUGGAAGGAGUCAUGGCGGCAGUUCCGGGACACUAGCCCUGUGAUGCAGAGGCUUUUCUCCUUGAAGGAGACCUACAACGAAUCUGAGAAUCCCUUGAUCAGCACGGCUCGCAGCAUCUCCGACCGUGUCACCGGAUUCUUUGCAGAGAACGAGACAGCUCGCGUGAUCAAGAAGUUCCGUGAAAUGGACCCCAGUUUCCAACUCGAGCCUUUCCUGAGGGACCUGCGAGAGUACAUCCUUCCGGAGGUCCUGGAUGCUUAUGUCAAGGGAGACGUCGAGACACUCAAACUCUGGCUCUCUGAUGCCCAGUUUCACGUUUAUGCUGCUUUGGCUCAGCAGUAUACCACUGCAGGUCUCAAGUCCGAUGGUCGUAUCCUCGAUAUCCGAAACGUCGACGUCACUCACGCCCGUAUGUUGGAGCCUGGUGAUAUCCCCGUUUUCGUCGUCACAUGCCGUUCUCAAGAAGUCCAUGUUUACCGCAACGCCAAAACCAACGAGCUUGCUGCUGGCAUGGAGGACAAGGUGCAACUUGUUACCUAUGCCAUCGGUAUGACGAGGAUACCUGAAGAUGUGAACAACCCAGAGACGAGAGGAUGGAGAUUGAUCGAGCUGCAGAAGGCUGGAAGAGACUACAUCUAA
Paecilomyces variotii is the source of this 1584-nucleotide messenger RNA. RefSeq names its product TIM23 translocase complex subunit Tim44. The record is from RefSeq and is a predicted model, not a curated record. The transcript has 2 exons. Gene Ontology annotation, cellular component: mitochondrial inner membrane. Bases 1 to 1584 code for a protein of 527 amino acids. Gene Ontology annotation, biological process: protein import into mitochondrial matrix. Gene Ontology annotation, molecular function: protein-folding chaperone binding. Lineage: Eukaryota; Fungi; Ascomycota; Eurotiomycetes; Eurotiales; Thermoascaceae.